Molecule: messenger RNA, 8125 nt
Organism: Annulohypoxylon maeteangense
Lineage: Eukaryota; Fungi; Ascomycota; Sordariomycetes; Xylariales; Hypoxylaceae
Exons: 3
Coding region: 1-7971 (2656 amino acids)
Molecular function (GO): phosphopantetheine binding; acyltransferase activity
Source: RefSeq, a predicted model, not a curated record
AUGGGGAGCCUGGGGAGCCUGGGGAGCCAGCCCCGUAAGCGUGGGGCAGGCAUUCUGUUUUUUGGACCUGAAAUCCCUUCUUUCAGUAACCAGUCUCUGCUAGAGCUGGGAUCAGCACUGCGAGAGCAACAAUGGGCCUCUGGAAUCCCGCACAUGCUGCUCUCUGCUUGGGAUACGAUCUCAACUAAGAUACCUUCUUUAUCCUCUGUCCCUGGGAGGCAACAGCUCACAGAUCUCAACACAUGGCUGCAAGAAGGGCCGCCAGAAAAGGACGUUGGUGACCUACCCAACGUUGUGCUGGCACCCUUGACAGUCCUCACACAACUCACACAGUUUCGGCGAUAUGCUGAUUACUACCCUAACAGUGAGCGAGGUACCCUCGAUGACCUAAUCCGCGAAGGGGAUAUUCAUCCACUUGGCUUUUGCAUGGGGCUGCUAUCAGCUUUAGUUGCCUUUAAUUCUGCAGGCGCAGAUCUCUGGUAUCAUCACGUCGGCGUGGCGGUUCGUUUAACAGUACUCGUUGGGGCUGUAGUCGAUGCCGCAGAUAUAACCCAUCCUAAGGGCGCGUCAGAGUCCAUCGCAGUUUCGUGGCAAGACUCAAAUCAAAGAGGGGACCUGAAGCGUAUCCUCGAACAAUUUCCAGAAGAUGCCUAUAUAUCGGUACAUUACGAUGAGCGGCGGAGUACAGUCACCAUAUCGAAACAGGCCGCUCCGCAACUAUUACAGGAAUUGCGAAAGGUCGGCGUUACUGCUGUACCCACAGGGUUAAGAGGGCGGUUCCACUCGAAACAACACAGCGAGAUAAUGAGCAAAUUACUACGACUGUGUCGCUCGAACCUCGGAUGGCAAUUUAAGUAUCCAGAUACUGAAAUUGACACCGACGAUCACGAGGCUGCUCUGAGGGCGCUGUUGGUUGACGAGUGUGACUGGUAUAGAACUGUGUCGAUGCUUGUGAAAGACCAAGCUGGCAGUAAAGGGCGAUUGACUUCUAUUUCAUUCGGCCAAGGCCGGUAUAUAUCUCCUUCUUUACAGUCGAAAUUCGAUAAUCGGAUUGAGCAAUUGAUGCCUUCGGAGGCACAGGCAUCGUCAUCCUAUCACCCUGUUGUCAACCCUCAAUCGAACGAAAAUGAGAUUCCUUCCACCAAAAAUGGUACCCCUCCACACGACUCCAAUAUCACGAGGAAUGACGAUAUGGAUGAUAGCAGGGAUAUCGCCAUCGUAGGAAUGUCAAUAAAGGUAGCCGGGGCCGACGACCUCCCCGAAUUUUCAGCUAUACUCCGCGCAGGAGAAUCGCAACACCAAGAAGUCCCCGCUGAGCGUGUGUCGUUUGGCAACUCGCCGUGGAGACGUGGUGAAGAAAGUGACGGGCGUAAGUGGUAUGGCAAUUUUAUCCGCGAUGUCGACGCAUUCGACCAUAGGUUUUUCCGCAAGAGUCCGCGCGAAAGUGCCGCAAUGGAUCCGCAACAGAGACUGGUUCUGCAAGCCGCUUACCAGGCCGUCGAGCAGUCUGGUUAUUUCUAUCCGACUACUAUCCCCAGCCGGGAUAAACACAUAGGUGUCUAUCUUGGUACUUGUGCAACUGAAUACGAGCACAACGCGGCAUGCCACACGGCCGGGGCGUUUACGGUAAUGGGGUUGCUGCGGGGAUCUAUAGCGGGUCGCAUAUCGCAUUACUUCGGAUGGACUGGUCCGUCAAUGACGUUUGACACGGCAUGCUCAGGGUCUGCGGUAGCGAUUCACUCUGCAGUGCAGGCUUUGCGAUCGGGCGAGUGUAGCGCUGCGUUAUGCGGAGGAGUAAAUAUUAUUACGAACGAAGUCUGGUUCCAUAACCUGGCCGGUGCUUCGUUUCUGAGCCCCACCGGACAGUGUAAGCCGUUUGAUGAAGCGGCCGAUGGAUACUGUCGUGGAGAGGGCAUCGGGUGCGUUUUCUUAAAGCCCAUGGCGGCUGCGCUUGCAGACGGGGAUCAGAUAUUCGGACGAAUAGCGGGUACCGCGGUGUAUCAAAAUUCCAACGAAACACCAUUGUUCGUUCCUCAUGCGCCUUCUAUGUCUCAACUCUUCCGCGAUGUCAUUCGCCAAGCUCAGCUCGAACCUAAAGAUAUCUCUCUCGUGGAAGCUCAUGGAACGGGAACACCAGUCGGUGACCCUGCGGAAUAUGAAAGCGUCCGCGCUGCCUUGGGCGGAACGAUUCAGCGUAGACCACUGCCGAUUGGGUCCGUUAAAGGACUUGUGGGACACACUGAAAGCACAUCAGGGGUAGUUUCUCUAAUUAAGGUUAUCCUCAUGAUGAAUGAAGGCUUCAUUCCGCCACAGGCAAGCUACUCAAAAAUGAGCCAUCGCAUUCAUGCGUCAGAUUCCGAUAUGAUUCAUGUGCCAACUAGCCUACUUCCCUGGGAGGAAGAUUGCAAGGCGGCCUUGAUCAAUAACUAUGGCGCAAGUGGAUCAAUUGCCGCAAUGGUCGUAAAGCAAGCUCCUCGCAGAUCGCAGGAAAACUCGACGUGUCUCUCGAACAACACAUCCUUCCCCUUUUGGAUCGCUGGCUUUGACGGCCGUAACAUCGAGAAGUACUGUGCUAAUCUCGCCGCUUUUGUCAAGAGAAAAUCUAGUAGCAUCACUUUGGCCGACAUCUCCUUCAACGUGAACCGUCACUCAAACAUAACUCUGCCUCGUGCUCUGCAUUUCCGUUGCAGCAGUGUCGCCGGUUUACUCGAACAGCUCUCUCCGGUCGCGACAUCAAAAACCGUCCAAGUCAAAGCUCCUAGGCCGGUGAUAUUGUGUUUCGGUGGGCAAAUAUCGACAUCCGUCGGCCUAGAUCGCGUGGUGUAUGAAAAUGUACCACUGAUCCGCUAUCACUUGAAUGAGUGUAAUGCCAUAAUACAGUCUCUCGGGUAUAAUAGCAUUUUCCCUGAUAUUCUUGCUAAGCGGCCCAUUCCAGAUCCAAUUCACCUCCAGACAAUGCUAUUCGCUCUGCAAUAUGCGUGUGCGAGGUGCUGGAUAGACUGUGGAGUACGCGUCGAGGCAGUCGUAGGACACAGUUUUGGAGAAAUUACCGCACUGUGCAUAGCGGGUGUCCUCAAGCUUAGAGGCGCCAUCAAAUUGGUUGCUGGCCGCGCCGAAGUCAUAAGAAACCUAUGGGGUCGCGACCGUGGGGUAAUGGUGGCGGUGGAUGGCGAGUUGAAACUGGUGGAAAAGCUUCUAGCAGAGGCGAAUCGAAGUCAAAAAAGUGGCAGUGCGGCUAGCAUUGCUUGCUACAACGGCCCGCAAAGCUUCACUCUUGCCGGAUCGACGUUGGCUAUGGAGACUGCGUUCGAUAUAAUCUCAAAUAACUCAGACUAUGCGUCCAUCAAGAGUAAAAAGCUGAAUGUCACCAAUGCUUUCCACUCUGUUCUUGUCGAACCUCUAAUACCAAACCUAGAACAAGUUGGCAUGGACCUUGAAUUCCACAGCCCUACCAUCCGAAUUGAGAGCGCGACCGAAAUACCCUCAAACAAUGAACACUUCACCACGAAAUUUGUAGCGGAUCAUAUGCGCAAUCCCGUAUUCUUCCACCACGCCGUACAACGGCUAGCCAAGGACUAUCCUUCCGCAAUAUGGCUUGAGGCAGGAUCGGCUUCCAAGAUCACUUCCAUGGCCCGGCGCACGGUGAAGCCAAAUCUCAAUUCGCAUUUCCAGGGUGUUAGUCUCACCGAAGACCGAGGCGUCGAUAGCCUUACGGAUGCGACCCUUUCACUUUGGAAAGAAGGCCUGCGCGUCAAUUUCUGGCCUCAUCAUGGCGCGGAAGCAGCCCGGAACCACGCAGUACUACUCCUACCACAGUACCAAUUCGAAAAGACAGGGCACUGGCUCGAUCUUAAGGAACUGCCGCCACCAGUGGCCCAAGAGGGGAUACCGCAGCGCCAUGAUCCGUCUCUUGGUCUGUGGACUUUCGUAGGUUACCAAGAUACCAACAAGCGACGCGCCCUCUUUAGGAUAAACACCGAAUCCGAAAAAUACCAGGCCCUUGUAUCGGGACAUAUCGCCGUCCAGACAGCCCCUAUCUGCCCCGCCACAUUGGAAUAUAGUAUGGUAAUCGAAGCGCUCCUUAGUAUUCAAGAUAGCACCAUGGCGAGAGACCAAGACUUUCACCCCGUGAUCCGCGAUAUGCACAAUGACGCGCCAUUAUGCCUCAACGCUUCCCAGGCAGCAUGGAUGGAAUUGCAUGAAGACGACGAUCUCUCACAUCAACAUUGGUCGUGGAAGAUUGUUACUCUUCCUGUAGGCCAGCAACCAGACAGCCGCAAAAAUAACAACGCUACGAUAUGCGUACAAGGGCGGAUAGAAUUACGGCCCCCUGGAGAAGACGCCGAGUUCGCGCGAUACGAGAGACUAGUGACGCAUAGGCAGUGCAUUUCACUGCUUGAUGAUAACGCGCAGGCAGAUGACGUUCUUCAGGGGCGCAAUAUAUAUCGUUCCCUAUCUGAUGUCGUCGAAUACGGGAAUGUGUACCGCGGGGUACGUCGAGUCGUCGGCCGAGAAAACGAAUGCGCAGGUAUCGUACAGGACCCGACUACCUAUGCUACCGAAGCCGAGAAGAAUUGGCUGGACGAUAUACCGGUCACGGAUUCAUUCAGCCAAGUAGCGGGCGUGUGGGUUAACUGUAUGACGGACCGGGAACCAAAUGGUAGUGAUAUCUUCUUAGCUACCGGAUGCGAGACACUCAUGCGCAGGCCUGGACUUGCGCGAAAAGAUAGGCGAUGCGAGCCGGGGAAGAUAUGGCACGUCUGGGCGAGGCACCAUCGAGAAUCGGAGAAGGUUUAUCUGACAGAUGUUUUCGUGUUUGACGCGACAGAUGGUCGAUUAAGUGAAGUAAUGCUCGGAAUUAGGUAUACUCGGAUCCCUAGGAUAUCUAUGAGCAGACUACUAGUAAGGCUCACGGACAUCCCCACCCUUAAGUCCGGGACGACAACGAUGGUGAAAGCGAACGCCAUUCAUACGCCACAAUCUUCACCUACGUCAUACCCAAGCACGAGCCACCACCAAGAGGUCAAGGCGAAAACAUCUGGAUUUUCUCGUUCAGAGCUAAGUCAGAAAGUCAAAGAUAUCAUAACCAACGUGUCGGGAGUAGACGCAAGUGAAAUCAAAGAAGAUUCGGAGCUGGCCGACUUAGGCAUCGACUCCUUAGCAGGUACCGAGUUAGCUCGCGAGAUCGAGAGUGUGUUCCGCUACAAGAUUGACACACUAGAACUUCUUUUCAAAGCUACUAGCUUCCGCGAGUUUGUAGCAUGCAUUUCAAGAACCGUUCACGGCCCAGAGAGCGAUGCGCAUCUCGAAGGUGGCGACGAUGAUGGUAACUCGGUCUCCCCUUCAAAUGGAGGCGGCCUACUCUCUGACGAAUCUGGCGAUACUAGCACAAUCUUAACACCGACUGCAGAUGACGCAUCUUCCAUGGAUGAGCAGGAAAACGAUGCGGCCAUCGAGUCAUUGAUAGAGAGAAUAAACAACCCAGAAGACGGCGACCAUUCUUCCUUAUCUCAGCUCGACAUUUUGACUGCCUUUGCCCGAGUCAAAGCAUCAACCGACCAACGCAUCCGCGAUAACAAAGUCGACAAUACAGAUGCUAUCAUCGUCUCUCGUUCAAACCGGCUAUGUGUAGCGCUUAUUGUCGAAGCAUUCGAGCAACUUGGCUGUCCGCUCCAAACCGCAACUAUAGGUCAGAUACUACCAUUGGUGAAACACACACCCCAAACUUCUCGGCUGGUCGAUUGGCUCUAUAACUUCCUCGAAAAAGACGCACGACUAAUCGACAGACGUGAUGCGCGUAUCACACGCACCGGCAUUUCUACCCCGCGCAAGACAAGCGAAGUCAUCUUCCAAGAACUUUUGCAAAUGAAUGAUCAAUGGAUCAUGGCACAUAAGCUGGCGUUCUACGCCGGGAAAAGCUUAACCAACGUACUUCGGGGUCGGAAGACAGGUAUCCAGGCCUUGUUCGGCUCAUCCGAGGGACGGGAUCUCGUGCGAGGUCUUUACUACGAUCUACCCUUCAACCGCUUGUUCUAUGAGCAGAUGCGAGACACGAUUCAGCUUGUAGUUGAUAAUCUAGCUUCGGACUUCCAUGGCCCACUGCGCAUUCUCGAGAUGGGUGCCGGUACUGGUGGUACAACACACAUCCUAGCACCAUUCCUCGACGGCCUCGAUAUCUCUAUUGAGUAUACAGUGACCGACCUAGCACCAUCGAUGGUCACACAAGCGCGUCGUUCGUUUGGGGCGCGUUACCCCUUCAUGCGCUUCGCCGUACACGAUAUCGAACAACCACCUGCUGAGUCCCUACGUGGCACCCAGCAUAUUGUAAUUGCCAGCAAUGCAGUACAUGCUACAGAUGAUCUAAAAGCGGCUGCCUCCAAUAUCCACAUGGCGCUGCGCUCCGAUGGAAUGCUUCUCCUUACCGAAAUGACCGAAGGCUUGCCAUUUGUUGAUUUGGUGUUUGGUCUUCUCGAUGACUGGUGGCGUUUCGCGGAUGACAGGGUACACGCUAUCGUCCCAGCUGAACAUUGGGAGACUCAAUUGCGGCAUGCUGGAUUUGGGCAUGUAGACUGGACGGACGGAAACUUGUCAGAAAAUCGUAUUCAGAAGGUCAUAAUUGCUUUGGUAUCUGAAGGUUCAAAAGGCAAACAAUCAGUACCUCCGAUGAUACCGCAACCAGUUUCAUCUCACAAUGAUGAUAAUGCGGCGUCUCGGGAGCAGGAGGCUGAGAAGUUCAUAACGCGGUAUUCGGCCGGCUUCAUGGCAUCCGUGGAUAAACCAUGGUGCAUACCGAAUAACGUAGAGAAACACGAGGACAAUGGCGGCGCAGUCGUCAUCAUUACAGGGGCAACUGGGAGCUUAGGUACGCAUCUAGUCGCUCGCUUCGCCGAGGAUCCUGACGUAAGUGCCGUGGUCUGUCUUAACCGACGAUCCAACCUGGAAAACUCAACCCCGUGCCGCCAGAGCGAAGCGUUAGCGUCCCGCGGCAUAAGCUUGUCCUCAGAAGCCUCGUCGAAAUUGCGCAUUCUUGAGACAGAUAUAACUCAAUCACAACUAGGUCUACCGUCGGCUGAAUACGCAUGGCUCGUGUCGCGCGGUACGCACAUACUUCAUAACGGAUGGCCUAUGAGCGCUAGUCGGCCUCUAUGUGCCUUUGAACCGCAAUUCCAAUCUCUUCGAAAUUUACUCGACCUUGCUGCCGAUAUAUCUACCCAUCGUAAGCAGAACCACAAGGCAAAGCGCGUAUGUUUUCAAUUUGUGUCGUCAAUUGGCGUAGUUGGCCGACACCUAACCCACAACACUUGCAUAGUACCAGAGGAACGUGUCUCCAUGAGCUCUGUAUUGCCGAUCGGGUACUGCGAGGCCAAAUGGACAUGUGAACGGCUAUUAGAUGAGACGCUGCAUCGGUACCCUGAGAGUUUCCAAGCGAUGGUGAUCAGACCUGGUCAGAUUGCCGGGUCGACCACGACCGGUAUUUGGAACCCGGUCGAACACUUUUCAUUUCUAGUGCGGUCUGCGCAAAGCCUUCGUGCAUUCCCAGCUCUCGAUGGCAGGCUACAAUGGGUGCCGGUAGAUGGCGUAGCUGCAACCAUUGCCGACCUAGCGAUAAAUUGCAAAGCCAAUGAUCCAGUUUAUCAUAUUGACAACCCAGUAAACCAACCAUGGGAGGAGAUGGUGGGUGUCUUAGCGGAAGAACUAGGCAUUCCUAAUGAGAAUAUAAUGCCAUUCUCAGAAUGGAUUCGGAAGGUCAGACGAUCACCAUUGGUGAUGGAGACGGAGAACCCGGCAUUAAGAGUAGCUAAUUUCCUGGAGAAAUAUUUCAUGCACAUGUCGUGUGGAGGUAUCAUAUUAGGAACGGACAAAACAGUACAACUUUCGUUAACGCUGGCUGCCCAAGGCCCAGUCUCUACUGAUACGGUGCGUCGAUACUUGGGAGCGUGGAAGAAAAUGGGGUUUCUGGGUUGUCCAUAACGUACACGGACUAUGAUUAACAAAAGGAUUAAGAAAUGUAUCAAUACGGUGUACGUAUAUUUCCUUUGGUUUCGAUUACAUUUAGAUGUCGAAUGUUGUAGCAAUGAGAAACGAAACGUUCGUCAACUCAAGCUUUGACGUUACGUAAGUACCU